This is a messenger RNA of Chrysochloris asiatica (Cape golden mole), 12216 nucleotides long. It is a transcript of the gene ALMS1, whose product is annotated as Alstrom syndrome 1. Gene Ontology annotation, cellular component: centrosome; centriole; cytosol. The record is from RefSeq and is a predicted model, not a curated record. The transcript has 25 exons. Bases 1 to 12216 code for a protein of 4071 amino acids. NCBI's taxonomy places the organism in Eukaryota, Metazoa, Chordata, Mammalia, Afrosoricida, Chrysochloridae. Gene Ontology annotation, biological process: regulation of centriole replication.
AUGGCAUUUAAACACAACAUUGGAGGCUCACAGUCACACCGCAGUCGCGAACCCCCUACCUUGGAUCCCUCAGCAAGCCUUCGCGCGGCGUCCUUAGCAACAAGCGCGCUCACUCUCCGCCCCGCCCUGUUUGGGCGGCGCGGCCUGGGCGCUAGGCGGCGGCAACAAUUGCGCCUGCGCGCGCCCACAACCGCCAGUAAUCUCUGUUCCCCUCCCCUCCUUCCCCCCUCCCCUCAUCUCCUCCUCCUCUGCCGCUUGGAACGAGACACCAACAUGGAGCCCGAGGACUUGCCAUGGCCCAGCGAGCUAGAGGAGGAGGAGCCGGAGGACGAGGUCGUGAUGGUGGAGGAGGUGGAGGGGGAGGAAGAGCCUGAAUUGGAGGCCGACUGUAAUUACGAGUUUCAGCAUCAGGAGAGCACGGAUGGAGAGGAGGAGGACGAAGAGGCCAAGGCCUGGCUGCAGGCACCCCCGGCCCGGGCCUCGCUCCCGUGGCAUCAGUACACGGAGGGCGAACGGGCCAGCGCAGGGAAGGUUGUUCCAUUGACCUGUCACGUAUGGCAAAAAUAUCAAGGGAAUAAUAGAACACAAAAUCCCAGUACUGAUCUGGUCUCUCUGCAGACAACUCAGUGGGGAUCUGGAGAUGAUCAGAAAAUGGAAUCUUGGCAUUGCCUUCCUCAAGAAACGGACUUUUCCCAGACCUUGGAUACAUCCCAGGCCAGGUUUAAUGUGAGAGAGGAAGGGGCUGAAGUAACAGACUUCCCCUCUAUGGAGGAAGGUGUAUUGACCCAAUCAGAAAAUCAAAUGAAGGAACACAACAGAGAUACCUCAUGUUCUCCAUUGAUAGUCAUACAGGACAGCUUUGCUUCUCCUGAUUUGCCUUUGUUGACUUGCAUGACCCGAGAUCAAGAGUUUGGAUCUGAUUUCUUAUUUCAACAAAGUGAACUAGAGUUUGCACCUCUGAGGGGAGUUCCUGAUAGGUCUGAAGACAGUGAAUGGUUUUCCCGACCAUCGGAAGUUAGUGAAGCUUUGUUCCAGGCAACUUCAGAAGUAGCUUCCGAUGUGGUUAACAGCUGCGUGAGUGUAUCUCAGCACCCACUCAUAGGUAGUACAGGUGUAGAGUCUCAGAAAUCUCUUUUACUUCCUGAACAAGAGAAUAAUGAAACCAUUUCUUCUGAUAGAGUUGAUGAACUUCAAGCUCCCAAAGACUCUGAUAAGUAUGAUGUUCUUUGUUCUUAUAUGUCACUGAAGACACAAGACAUUGCUCAGCAGCCAGAAACCAGUUUAGCUGGUAAAGGUCAGGUUUCUUCCUCAAGUUUGUCUGACAUAAGUGAUGAAAACAUAACUACCAAAGGAAGUGAUAGCUUUGAUGCUUCUUGUUCAUAUAUGCAGUGUUGGAAACAGGAAGAUACAAUUAGGCAAAAUGAUUCUUAUUUUCUAGAGAACCUAGAGGGGCAAGCUGAGUCUGACAUCACUACUCUGGAUUCUGAUCCUGAAUACCGUAUCCUAAAAGAACAUGCAGUUGUGGGCAGUGACAAUGAGAGACUUGCUGAACUAGUAAGAGAGCCUACCAACAAGCCAGAGGAUCACUCAUCAGAUCUCAGGAUGUUGAGAGUAUCUCUUGGGACUGUGUCAAAGACGCUCAGACAUCUUGCCGGAGAUUCUAUUGGAGGAAGCACAACUGACAUUACUCAAACCAACUUGAAAUCAGAUAUUACUACUGCUUCUGAAGAUUCGGACAUUAGAUCAAAUAUAUCCCUGCAUAAUGAGGCCUUGCCUCAGUCAGCUGUAAGAUCCCCUCAACCCAAGACAACUGGUCACCAUACAAAUAUUUUAUACGAACAGACUUUACCAGAUAGUCAUCUAAAUGAACAGACUCUGGAAGUUUCAUCUUUACCUGCAUUGGCCAACCAAAAGAAGAGGACACCAACAGUACUCUCUAGUUCCCACUCAUACAUGGAGAAGCCUAGUACUUUGUAUCAACAAGAGUUACUUGACAGCCAUCUAACUGAAGAAGCUCUUAAAGUUUUAGCUGCUACUGAACUAGCUGACCAGAGUACUGAGAUCUCAAAAGUAACCUCUAGUUCCUACUCACAGAUAGAGAAGCCCCGUAUAUUCUAUAAACAGGUGUUGCCAGAUAGUGAUCUAUCUGAAGAAGCUCUGAUACUUUUAGCUGCUCCGGAACCAGAUGCCCAGAAGACUGGGACACAUACAGUGCCUUCUAGUUCCUACUCACAGAAAGAGAAGCCUGGAACUUACUUCCAUUCGUUGUCAGGUAGUUAUUUUACUGAAGAGGCGCUGAAAAGCUCAGCUGUUCUUGGACCAACGGACCAGAAGAUUGGGAUACCAACAGUACUCUCUAGUUAUUACAUACAAAAAGAGAAGCCCAAUACUUUUUACAAACAAGUGUUGAAACCAGAUAGUCAUCUAACUGAAGAGACUGUGAUAAAAAGUUCACCUGAACCAGCUGACCAGACGACUGGGAUUCCAACAGUCCCUCCUAAUUACUACUCACCUAGAGAAAGACCUGGUAGUUUCUACCAACAGACAUUAUCAGAUAGUCAUUUAACUCAAGAAACUCUAAAAAAUUCAGCUGUUCCUGAACAACCUAACCAAAACACUAGGACACCAACAGUAACCCCUAGCUCGCACACACAUAGAGAGAAGCCUGGUACUUUGUAUCCACAGGUAUUACCAGAUAGUCAUCUAACUGAACAGACUCUGAGAAGUUCACCUGUUUCUGGUGUAACAGCUGACCAGGACCUUGGGAUUCAAACAGUGUCAUCUAAUUCCUAUCCUCAGAGAGGGAAGCCUGGUGUUAUCUACCAACAGACAUUGCCAGAUACUUACGUGAAUGAACAGACUCUGAAAGGCUCAGCUGUUCCUGGAAGACCUGAUCAGAAGACUGGGAUAUCAACAGUGCCCCCCAGUUCCCACUCACAUAGAGAGAAACCUGUUAGUAUUUUCUAUCAACAGGCUCAGCCAGAUAGUCAUCAUACUGAACAGGCUCUGAGAAGUUCAUCUGUUCUUGGUGUACCAACUAACCAGAAGCCUGGGAUGCCAACAGUGACCACUAGUUCCUACCCACAGAGAGAGAAGCCUGGUGUUUUCUACCCACAGGUGUUACCAGAUAGUCAUGUAACCGAUGAGGAUCUGGAAGGUUCAGCUGUUCUUGGACAACCUGACCAGAAGACUGGGAUAUCAACAGUAUCUUUUACUUCCCACUCACAUAGAGAGAAGUCUGAUGUUUUCUUUCCACAGGUGUUACCAGAUAGUCCUCAAACUGAACAAGCUCUGAGAAGUUCACCUGUUUCUGGUGUACCAGCUGACCAGAAACCUAGAAUACCAACAGUGUCCACUAGUUCCCACCCACUGAGAGAGAAGCCUGGUGUUUUCUACCCACAGGUGUUACCAGAUAGUCAUGUAACCGAAGAGGAUCUGGAAGGUUCAGCUGUUCUUGGACAACCUGACCAGAAGACUGGGACACCAACAGUGCCCUCUGGUUCCCACUCACAUACGUUCCACCAACAAGUGUUACCAAAUAGUCCUCAUACUGAACAGGCUCUGAGAAGUUCAUCUGUUCCUGGUUUACCAGCUGACCAGAAGAGUGGGAUACCAACAGUGUCCACUAGUUCCCACCCACUGAGAGAGAAGCCUGGUGUUUUCUACCCACAGGUGUUACCAGAUAGUCAUGUAACCGAAGAGGAUCUGGAAGGUUCAGCUGUUCUUGGACAACCUGACCAGAAGACUGGGAAAUCAACAGUACCCUCCAGUUCCCAUUCGCAUAAAGAGAAGCCUGGUCCUUUCUAUCAACAGAUAUUACAUGAUAGUCAUCAUACUGAACAGGCUCUGAGAAGUUCACCUGUUCCUGGUGUACCAGCUAACCAGAAGACUGGGAUACCAACAGUGUCUACUAGUUCCUACCCACAGAGAGAGAAGCCUGAUAGUUUCUAUGAACAGACAUUGCCAGAUAGUUACCAAAGUGAACAGGCUCUGAAAGGCUCAGUUACUCCUGGACAACCUGACCAGAAGACUGGAGCAGCAACAGUGCCCUCCAGUUCCCAUUCACAUAGCGAGAAACCUGGUACUUUCUAUCAAACUGAAGAGGCUCUGAGAAGUUCACCUGUUCCUGACCAGAAGCUUGGAAUACCAUCAGUGUCCAUUAGUUCCUAUCCACAGAGAGAGGAAACUGGUGUUUUCUACCAACGGACAUUAUCAGAUGGUCAUCUAACUGAAGAGGCACUGAAAGGUUUAGCUGUUCCUGGAUACUCUGAUCAUGAGACUGAGAUUCCAACAAUAGUACCUCCUAGUUCCCACUAUACUUUGUACCAACAGGCGUUACCAGAUAGUCAUCAAACUGAACAGAGUCUGAGAAGUUCGUCUAUUCUAGCUGGCCAGAAGCCUGGGUUAACUAUCGCGCCUACUAGUUCCUACCCACUGAGAGAGAAGCCUGGUGAUUUCUAUCCACAGGCAUUACCAGAUAGUCACCAGACUGAACAGGUGCUGAAAAGGUCACCUGUUCCUGAUGUACCAGCUGACCAGAAGCCUGGCAUAACAACAGUGUCCUCUAGUUCUUUCCUACAGAGAGGGAAGCCUGGUGUUUUCUACCAACAAGUGUUACCAAAUAGUCCUCAAACUGAACAGACUCUGAGAAGUUCACUUGUUCCUGGUGUACCAGCUGACCAGAAGCCUGGGAUACCAACAGUGUCCACUAGUUCCUACCCACAGAGAGAGAAGCCUGGUGUUUUCUACCCACAGUCAUUGCCAGUUAGUCAGCUAACUGAAGAAGCUCUGAAAGAUUCAGUGGUUUCCAGACAACCUGACCAAAAGACUGAGAUACCAGCAGUGCCUUCUGUUUCUCAUUCACAUGAAGAGAAACCCAGUACUUUCUACCAACAGGUAUUACAAGAUAGUUGUCAAACUGAACAGGCUCUGAGAAGUUCACCUGUUCCUGGUGUACCAACUGACCAGAAGACUGGGAUACCAACAGUGUCCUCUAGUUCCUACCCACAGAGAGAGAAGCCUGAUGUUUUCUACCAACAGGAAUUAUCAGAUAGUCAUCUAACUGAAGAGGCUUUGGAAAGUUCACCUAUCCCUGGUCCAGCUGACAAAAAGACUGGAAUACAAACAGUGCUUUCUAGUUCCUACCCACAGAGAGAGCAGCCUGGUAUUUUCUACCAACAGGUGUUGCCAAAUAGUCAUCUAAGUGAGGAGGCUGUGAAGGUUUUAGCUGUUACUGGACCUGCUGCCCAAAAGUCUGGGGUACCAACAGUGCCUUCUAGUUCUUACUUACAUAAAGAGAAGCCCGGUAGUUUUCAUCAUCAGACACUGCCAGAUCAUCAUCUUACUGGAGAAGAGGCUCUGAAAGUUUUAACUGUUCUUGAGUCAGCUGAUCAGAAGAUUGGGAUACCAACAGUACUUACUAGUUCUUACUCACAUAAAGAGAAGACUGGUAUUAUAUACCAACAAGCACGUCCAGAUAGUCAUCUAACUGAAGAGACUCUGAAAGAUUCACCUCUUCCUGGACCUGCUGACCAAAAGACUGGGAUACCAACAGUACCCACUGGUUCCUACCCGCAGAGAGAGAAGUCUGAUAUAUUCUACCAACAGGAGUUGUCAGACAGUGAUCUGACUGAAGAGACUUCAAAGGUUUCAGCUGUUCCUGGACCAACCGACCAAAAGUCUGGAGUACCAACAGUAUCCUCUCAUUUCUCCUCGAAGAGAGAUACAUCUGGUAUUUUCUACCAACAAGUAUUGUCAGACAGUCAUCUAACUGAAGAGUCUCUGAAAAGUUCAGAUGUUCCUGGACCAGCUGACCAUAAAAUUAGGAUACCAACACAACUCUCUAGCUCUUACUCACCUAGUGAGAAAUCUGGUACUUUUUACCAACAGAAUGUGUCAGAUAGUCAUCUAACUGAAGAGGCUCUGAAAGUUUCAACUGCUCCUAGACCAACUGACCAAAAAACUGGAUUACUAAUAGCUCCCAUUAGUUCCUACUCACAUACAGUGAAGCUUAAGAUUUCACCUGUUACUGGAUCUGAUGACAAGACUGAGUCACCAAUUGGUCCCACCAGUUCCAGUUCAUCCCGAGAGAAGCCCAAGAUUUCAACUGUGAUUGGAUCAGAUGACCAGAAGACUCCGUUACUAACAGUUUUCUCUAGCUUUUAUUCUCAAAGAGGAAAGCCUAGUAAUAUCUCUCAACAAGGGUUGCCAGAUAAACAUCAAAAUGAAGAUAAUCUGAAGGUUUCAACAGUCCUUAAACCAACUGAUGGGAAUACUGGAAUACCAGCAUCUCUUGACAGUUCCUGUUCACAGACAGAGCAAUCUAAUAUUUUCUACCCACCGGAAUUGUCAAAUAGACAUCUAACUGCUGAUUCUCUGAAGGCUUCAAUAAUUCCUGAACCAAGUGACCAGAAAACUGUGUUACCAACAGUUCCUACGAGUUCUGUUUCACAGGGAGAAAAGCUUAAUAUUUUUUCUCAACAAGAUUUGCCAGAUAAACAUGUAACUGAAGAUACCCUGAAGCUCUCAAGUGUUGGGCAAGUUGAACAGAUUACUGAGUUGCCAACAGUUCCCUCUGAUACUUACUUACAUAGUGAAAAGCACAAACUUGUUUUGGAACGCACCCAAAGGUUAAUAGACAAUUUUGAUUCCUCUGACCCCAGUGUUAACUCAAAGAAUAUGCCUGUAAAUUCUCAGGCUGAAGGUAGAGCUGUAAUACAUAAACCUGAAUCAUUAAAUUUUGGAGAUUUGGGCCCUGAGGAAACCCGAGAUAUUGAUAGUGGUUCCAAAACUCUUAAAGAGAUUCAGACGCUUUUAAUGGAGGCAGAAAAUAUAGCACUGAAGCGAUGCAAUGUUCCUACUCCUCUUAUCCCCUUCAGGGAUGUCAGUGACGCUUCGUGUAUACAACCGAAGAAGGUUUGCUUCAAAGAACCCUUUCCAGCUGAUGAAUGUAAUGAUGAUUUGCUUCAGAAACAGCCAGUAUCAGAGAAAAACCCAAGCAGCAAGUGCAUUCAGAAGGAUAUUAGCACACAGACAAAUCUAAAAUGCCAGAGAGGGUUUGAAAAUUGGGAGUUUAUUAGUUCAACUACAGUUAGAAGUCCUCUGCAGGAAGCAGAAAGCAAAGCCAGAGUAGCAUUAGAGGAAACCCUUAAGCAGUAUGAAACAGCCAAAUAUGUAAUGAGGUCUGAACCUGAAGGGUGUAGUGGAAACAUUGGGAAUAAAAUUGUUAUCCCUGUGAUGAGUAUCAUAAAAAGUGAUUCAAGUAGUGACACAAGUGACGGGCAUGGUUCCUGCUCAUGGGACAGUAAUUUACCAGAGUCUUUGGAGUCAGUGUCAGAUGUCCUUCUAAACUUCUUUCCAGCUGCUUCACCCAAUGCUAGCAUAACAGAUAGCAGAGAGGAAGAGGGUGUGUCAGAGACUGAGGAUGGUGGUAGCAGCAGUGCUGAUUCCCUGGCUACACAUGUGAAAACCCUUCUGAAAUGUGAAUCUUCAUUGAAUCAUGCCAAGCAAAUACUGAGAAAUGCAGAGGAAGAGGAAUGUCGGGUACGAGCACGGGCCUGGAGUCUGAAGUUUAAUAUGGCUCACGAGUGUGGAUACUCCAUUUCAGAAUUAAAUGAAGAUGACAGGCGAAAAGUGGAAGAGAUCAAGGCAAAGCUGUUUGGUCAUGGGAGAAGUGACUUGUCCCAGGGUUUACAGAGUCCACGGGGUAUAGGAUGCAAGCCAGAAGCUGUAUGUAGUCACAUUAUUAUUGAGAGCCAUGAAAAAGAAUGUUUCAGGACUCUAGCUACUCAGCAAGCACAAAUGGAUGGUCAUCCUUGUGUCUUCAGACCCGAUGAACCUGAUGAAAUGAUCAGAGGACAGCAGGGCCCCUCAUCAUGGAGAGCCAGGCAUAUCAACCUUUCCAAAUCAUUAGACCAUAACCACCCCCGCUUCAAAGUUUGGAAUUCCUUGCAAUUACGAAGUCAUUCUCCACUUCAAAAUUUUACAGCCGAUAACUUUAACAAAGAUCUGCGAAUGCCAUUUCAUGAAAAGAUGGACCCUUGGUUGUCAGAAUUUGUAGAGCCUGCUUAUGUGCCAUUGGAGGAAAUGGAUUUUCAUUCUUCAUCCCAAGUGUUGCCCCCAGAAUCCAUGAAAAAGUUUACUACCUCCAUCACUUUUUCAUCUCACCGGCAUUCUAAAUGCAUUUCAGAUUCCUCUGUUUUUAAGGUUGGUGUUACAGAAGAUAGUUCUGGAGCAUCUACAGGAGUGAUUAAUUCUCAUUUCACUGAAGAGCAAAAUCCUCUUAGAGAUCAAAAAAGGAAAACCUCGUCCCCCGUGUCAUUUAAAAUGUUUAGUCACUCACCAGAUAAAGAUUUAACUAUUUUAGCAGAGAGCAGUGGGAAAUGCCAAAAAUCACCUGUUAACUUUGAUCAUUCUCACCAAGAAGAAAAACUCUUAGAAAUAUCAGAUUUUAAAGUCAGUCAUUCUGAUCCCAGGCCCAGUGCAAAUUCUAGCAAUUUCCUUAGCAUGGGCAGACUGAAUUCCAGACUCGGAGGACAAGAAAAGAAUGUAACUCCAGAUAUUCCUUCACUCAUUUUUCUUGAACAGCGUGAACUCUUUGAACAAAGCAAAGUCCCACGUGCAAAUCACCACAUGAGAAAACAUCAUUCUUCACCUCAUCACUAUCAAGAUUAUGUCGCUCCAAGCCUUCCUUCUCGCAUUUUUCUUGAACAACGGGAGCUGUUUGAACAAAGCAAAGCUUCCCAUGUAGGUUCUCAGAUGAGAGAAUACCAUUCUCCCAUUCAUCAAGGUCAGAAUUGUAUAGCUCUAGACCUUCCUUCUGACAUUUUUCUUGAACAACGCAAGCUCUUUGAACAAAGCAAAGACCCGUAUGUAGAUCACCACCAUUCCUCCGCUCCUCAAGAUCAGGAAUGUGUAAUAGAAAAGGACAAUCAUUGCCAUUCUAAUAUGGAAAAUUCUGAAGCCAAGUUCAGUAAUAUUGUCUCCCAGUCAGCCCUGAAUCAUUGCGCUCCACCUUCAAAUCGAAAAGCAGUUUCUUGUGUUCGUAUAACUCUUUCACCCAAGACUUCUUCCAAAUUGGAUAGUGAAACCUUAGAUAAAAACUUACAUUCAGUGGAUCCUGUAUGUAAACCAAGGACAAAUAGAGAGUUUGACUCUGAACUGCAAACCGGAUCUUUGAGAUCAUUGGAACCAACCUCAGAAUCUAAAUCUUCUCUAGACUUCCAUGUCGUACAUUUUCCUGUUACAGAUACUAUAACUCAGAACCGGAACAUCAAACCAAGUCAGAAAGUGACCUCAAGGCAAACACAAGUGAACAGUUCAGAUUUGGAAGGCUAUUUCAAUCCAGAGGUAACAACUCCAGCAGCUGCAGACCACAGACCACCAGAGGAGUUUAAGACCCCAUUUGGAAAAUUAUCAUCAGAUGCUGUCACUCAGAUAACAACAGAGAGUCCAGAGAAAACCUUGUUUUCAUCUGAGAUUUUUAUUAAUGCUGAAGAUCGUGGACAUAAAAUUCUAGAGCCCCAACCUCAGCCUGUAUACAAAGUUCCUGUGAAGUUUGCUUCUUCAUCUUCAGUCCAACAGAUUGCUAUUUCUCGUGGUGAAGAUGCUCAGCCUUCACUGUUGCCAUAUAAGCCUCCUGGAAGUACAAAGAUGUACUAUGUUCCACAGUUAGAAAAAAUUCCUCAGUUCCUGGAAGCCAAAUCAGACACUACUCUUGAAAGCACACACUCAGGAUCCAAUGACGCCAUUGCUCCAGACUUCCCAGCUCAGGUGCUAGGCACGAGGGAUGAUGACCUGUCAGAUGCUGUGAACAUUAAACAUGAAGAGGGGAUCUACAGUAAGAGGGCGACAGAGAAAAAACCCUCUCAGAAAGACACUGCAGUUCAAGUAUCCAUCACUGGGGAUGAGUAUGUCUCAGACAAAACACUGAAAGAAGAGCUCUGCAGUAAGCGGGCAGUGACUAAACCCAUUCCUCCUGAUGAGAAGGAGUCCUUACAGAAAGACAAUGCAGGUUGCAGUGCUGAAAGCCUACCAGAAACUACAGCCUGGGCAGAAGAAAAAAAAUCCUUGCAGAUAGAUACUGCAGGAACCAGAUGUCAUUCAGAAUUUGCAAAUACUACCCAUUCUGUCUUCAAGUCUGCCCAGUUUUACUUUCAUCAUCCAGUGCACCUACCAACUGAUCAAGAUUUUUGCCAUGAGUCCUUGGGAAGGGGUGUUCUCAUGAGGCAUUCCUGGAAAGAUGUCUUUCAGCAUCACCCAGACAAACAUAAAGAAUUCUCUUUUCUUUCUCCUCCUUAUCAAAGUGUAGACAAGACCAAAAUGGAUUAUACCAGAAUAGAGAGCCUCCGUAUCAAUAUGAAUUUGGGGAACAAAGAAGUGAUGCAUACUGCUAAAAGCGAACCUAGGGAUCAUGUCAAAUGUAACAGGGAGAUUACUGAUCUAAAAAGGGAUCAUAAAGUCACCCCAGAGCCAACAGCUCAGGGCACUGCAAGUUUGAAUGAGCUCUGGAACAGAUACCAGGAGCGACAGAGGAACCGGAAACCUCCUGAGUUUGGCUUCAGGAAAGAACUCUCCUUGGUGGAGCGACUUGAUCGGUUGGCUAAAAUUCUUCAGAAUCCCAUCACACAUUCUCUCCAGGCCUCGGAAAGUACACAUGACGAUAACCGAGAGAAACAAGAUAGUAAGGAGUGGAGUACUAGACAUCAGCAACAGAAGGACAAACUUCAGAAAAAGAAGAGGUACAAAGACCUAGAGAAGUACAACAGAAACAUAGAAGAUCUUAAAAAAAGCAACAUACUUAGUACACAGCAAGCCAGGAAGCCCAGUCAGGUUAAAUUUGAACAUAUUAAAUUUAAUAAAUAUAUCCUGAGAAAACAGCCAGGUCUUAAUUAUAUAAGUAACACUUCUUCAGAUUCUCGGCCCUCAGAGGAGAGUGAGCUGCUCACAGAUACUGCCACCAACCUAUUUUCCACCACCACUUCUCCUGUGGAGUCAGAGUGUCUGACCCAAACCGAGAAAGAGGUGGCCUUGCACGAGAGGAGCAGCUCUGUCUCCACCAUUGACACGGCCCGAUUGAUUCAAGCUUUUGGCCACGAGAGAGUAUGCUUGUCACCCAGGCGAAUUAAAUUAUACAGCAGUAUCACCAACCAACAAAGGAGAUGCCUUGAGAAGCGGUGCAGGCCAGACAAGAAAGCAGUGAACACAGGUCACUUCCAUAUGACUGCUGAGCACGCCAGAAGGAAAAACAUCCAGGUGGGAGACCAUAUGAUUUCUUCUGACUCUAUUUCAUCUUCUGCUAGUAGUUUUUGGAACUCAAGCCCUAUCCUUUGCAACAAGCAGAAUGUACAGAUGUUAAACAAAGGUAUCCAAGCAGGUAACUUGGAGAUUGUGAACGGUGCCAGAAAACACACCCGUGAUGUUGGAUUGACUUUCCCCACUCCAAGUUCUAGUGAGGCUAGAUUAGAAGAGGAGAGUGACAUGAGUUCUUCUCUGUCCGAAGAAAAAGUUGAAGAGAAAAGAUUCCUUGCCAGUUAUCCCUUGGAUAAAAAGUUAAGGAAGAACAAGCCAAAUUUCUAUGAAGGAGUUUCAUGGUUUGUUCCUGUUGAAAAGUUGAAGUCUGGGUCCAAGAAGGAAAAUCUGCCUAACUCUUAUGGCCCUGGUGUCUCCUGGUUUGAACCAAUAACAAACACCAAACCCUGGAGGGAGCCACUUCGGGAAAAGAACUGGCAAGGACAGCAAAUGGACUGUCAGGGCUGCCUAGGAAACCCAUGCAGAGGUGAAUGUGUACACCCACUGAGGCCGUUUGUGAGAGCAAACCUACAGGAAGCGCUUCACUUUCACAGGCCUGACUUCAUCUCUCGCUCCGGGGAGCGGAUCAAGCGGCUGAAGUUAAUAGUCCAGGAGCGGAAGCUGCAGAACGUGCUGCAGCGUGAGCGGGAUACGCUGUUCAACCCUGGGCGAGAAUGGCAGGGCUGCGGGGAUCACAUACGCCCUCUACCUAGGCAAGGCACCCUGGCUGUCCAGAAGAGCAGAUCUAUUGCAAAGAAGGAAAUGAUUCAGAGGUCUAAACGGUUGUAUGAGCAGCUCCCAGAAGUUCAGAAAAGGAAAGAAGAAGAGAAGAGGAGGUCAGAUUAUAAGUCGUACCGGUUGCGAGCCCAGCUCUAUAAAAAGAAAGUGACCAAUCGACUCUUGGGGAGAAAAGUUCCCUGGGACUGA